CGCACCUACGGCCAAGACAUGACCGGCACGGGCGAUCCGGUGAUCGGCCGCGACGACGAGAUCGACCGCGUCAUCGACAUCCUCUGUCGCCGGACCAAGAACUGCGCCGCGCUCGUCGGCGCCGCCGGAGUCGGCAAGACGGCCGUCGCCGAGGGCCUCGCCCAGCGCGUCGCCUCCGGGAGGGUUCCCGCUGCGCUCGUCGGGGCACGCGUCGUGGAGGUCGACCUUGGGGCCAUGGUGGCCAGCACCACCCUACGCGGCAUGUUCGAGGAACGCAUCAAGAGCAUCGUAAAGGAGGCGGAGGCAUCUAACGGCAAGGUCAUACUCUUCAUAGAUGAGAUGCACAUGCUCUACUCCUCCGACGCCUCCGACAUGCUCAAGCCGGCGUUGGCCCGUGGACGCAUCCGCUGCGUCGGAGCCACCACCUUUGAUGAGUACCGCAAGUAUAUCGAGAAGGACCCUGCGCUCGAGCGACGGUUUCACAAAGUGCCGGUGGAGGAGCCGACCACGGAAGCAACCGUUGCUAUCUUGCGGGGGUUAAAACAGCGGUUCCAAGACCACCAUGGAGUGGAAAUCCAGGAUGCCGCUCUUGUUGCUGCUGUGCACCUCGGUUCCCGCUAUAUCACCGGCCGCCAAUUUCCAGACAAGGCAAUUGAUUUGAUUGAUGAGGCAUGUACUAUCAUAGCUAGAAAGAUGGCGCAGAUUGACAAUGAGAACAUUACUCAAAGCAGCCUACCAGAUACUCUGGAAAGAAACCUGGAAAUUAGCUCUACAAAUAGAGUGGAGAAAGCGGUUGUUAAUCCAAAUCAUGUCGCACAAGUUGUGAGUCGAUGGACUGGAAUUCCUAUUGCUACGCUCCAUGAAGAGGAGAAAGACAAGUUAAUUCACUUAGGGGACAGAUUGCAUGAGCGAGUUGUUGGUCAAGAUGAAGCCGUCAAUUUGGUUGCACGGGCGGUGUUGCGUUCAAGGGCAGGUCUUGAUCAACCUAGCCAACCGAUAGGUUCUUUCCUAUUUUUGGGCCCAUCCGGUGUUGGAAAAACUGAGCUUGCAAAAGCUCUUGCGGAGCAGCUAUUUGACAGUGAAAAGAUGCUUAUUAGGGUUGACAUGUCUGAGUAUGAUAGCGUUGGUUCAAUAACACGUCUCAUUGGAGCACCUCCGAGCUAUAUUGGAUAUGACGACGCUGGACAAUUGACUGAGAAGGUCAGAAGGCAUCCGUACAGCCUCAUCCUUUUUGAUGAAGUGGAGAAGGCGCAUCCCUCUGUGUUCAAUAUUUUUCUUCAAAUUCUUGAUGAUGGUAUAUUGACUGAUGGCAAAGGCAGAACCGUGGACUUCAAAAAUACCAUCAUCAUUAUGACCUCAAAUCUAGGAUCAAAGCACCUAAUCACACAAUCAUCUGGAGAAGUUGCAAAAAACCUUGUCAUGAAACAGGUUCAGGAAUUCUUCAGUCCUGAGCUUCUCAAUAGAAUGAGUGAGAUAGUAAUAUUUAAGCCUCUUUCGCACGAACAGCUGAAAGAGGUUGCAAAAAUCCAGAUUAAGAACGUUGUAGCUCGUGUAGCAAACAAGGGUAUCUCUCUGUCUGCAAGUGACGGCGUGUUGGACGUCAUCUUAGCGGAAUCAUAUAACCCGAUGUAUGGUGCGAGGCCUGUAAGGAGGUGGGUGCAAAAUAACGUGAUGACGACGCUCUCUGAGAUGCUAGUCAAAGGCGAGGUUUGUGAAGGCUCUGAAAUAUUCAUCGACGCAACAGAUGACAAGAAGGGGUUGAAGUACCAAGUGGCGAAGACUCCGGUGACAGAACGUUCUAGCGCAUGCGAUGGAACAGUUUAA
This is a messenger RNA of Lolium rigidum, 1824 nucleotides long. RefSeq names its product chaperone protein ClpB1-like. Bases 19 to 1824 code for a protein of 601 amino acids. NCBI's taxonomy places the organism in Eukaryota, Viridiplantae, Streptophyta, Magnoliopsida, Poales, Poaceae. The transcript is spliced from 6 exons. The record is from RefSeq and is a predicted model, not a curated record. Gene Ontology annotation, cellular component: cytoplasm. Gene Ontology annotation, biological process: cellular response to heat. Gene Ontology annotation, molecular function: ATP binding; ATP hydrolysis activity.